UUGGCCGCGGUGGCCGGGGGCAGGGCAAGCUCUGGGGCCUUCGCCGGCCGCCCCCGCCCCCCGGCGCGGCACUUUCAGUUUUGCCUCCCUCUUCGGCCCCGGCCGCGGAGGGCAUCCCGGGGGCCGGGUCCUCGCCCGCCACCAGCUCCCCCACCCCGAGCGCGGGCCACUCUCCGGCCGCCCCAGCCUAGGCCUGGCCAAGCCUGGCUUUGUCUGCGCCUUAGCGUGGAAAUCGGCCCCCACUGGGCCUUGGCGGGUGGGGAGGGGUCUCUCUCUGGGCGUGAGGGGCUCGAGAGGCUAGUCCAGCCCCAGAUGCGCUCCCCGAAAAUACGGACACAGCCGGAGCCUCCUAGACCUGUGUGGGUCUUGGCCGCCCCGAGCGCGAGUCUGCACCACGGGCCGCACGCUCAGGCCUGGGGUCUGGAGAGCUGCGCGGGCAGCGGUCUCUGUGCCCCGACCGCCAACGUGAGGACAGCCCAGGACGCCUGGAGACGCCCGUGCCCAAAGACGUGCCGCCGAGAUCCGCAGAGAUGCCACCCCUCGGGCCAGCGUGCGUGUCGGGGACCGUUUCUCACCAGGGCUUGCUGGGGAGCCCCGGCCCGACGCCCUUCCCGAACCUUCCUUCUAACUGCCUUAAAACAACGCCACAGCGAGCCUCUGCGGGAGCGCCGGGUGCCCGGCGCGCCCGCCUGCCUGGCCCUGCCCGGGGUGCUAGGCGCGGGUUGGGGCGCCUGCUGGCGGCCCCAGCCUCAGUGCUCCGCCUUGGCUGCGCGGGUCAGCAGAGGACGGAGGGCGCUCGGGGAGCUGCACGAGGCUGCCCCGGCCCGGCCUCCGCUGCGCUGGGCGCCCACGGGCAGCUCCGGGCAGGAGCUCGCAGAGUGGCUGGAGUGUGGGGCCCGGCCUCGGCGAGCGACAGCACCGACCCCGGCCCCGAGCCAUCUGGACUCCGAGCGCGAGCGCGUUUGAAGUGGUUUGGGGGCUCUUUGUUUGCCAGGCCGCGCUGGCUCUGGGCCUGGAGGUGGUUUACGGCUUUGAUGCCUUUGAACCUAUUCCCGGGUGACCCGGGCUCAAUUAGGCCCGGGCCUGAGCCGGCUCUCAGGCAAGCUGCGUGAUCAAGGGCGGGCUGGGCCCUUUUACUGGAGUUGAACCCGAGGCCGGAGAGCGCUCGGUCUCUGCUGCUCCUCCAGCCAGCCAGGCGUGCCGCGAGGUGGGGCCCGCGGGUCGCGACCACCGCCUUGGGAAACCCGAGGACGGCAGAGAGCCGGCCAUUCGCGCCCCUGUCCGCGGGCCCUGGCUCUGGCCGUUCUAGGUGCCGUUUUCCCAACAGUAUGUCAAGGAAGGCAGAACGCCUAGGAGCGGGCCCUCGCAGGCACGUGACUUUGUGCCUGCGCCCUGGACCCGCGGCCCCACAGUCCGAUGACUAAAGGUUCUGCAGAGCCACCGCACCCAGCCCCACCCGGCCUGACCGCCCUCCUUCCUCCGUGCUGGGAAGGCCCCUGGCUCCUCCAGCGCAGCAAAAUAGCUUUCCUGAUCCCUUUCUUUAUAAUUCUCAAAUACAAAUUUAAGGAACGAGAGAAAGAGAAGCCAGGCCCCCAGACAUCCUGCCCCUGCUGGGGCGCGGCCCUUCCUGGGGCUUCACUGAUGAAAAGGGCCUGUUUUUCCAGAACGGGCCUUUCCCUGGCUUCUUCGCUCAGUGACAGCAGCGAUCCGUUGCUCUUUUACCAACCCUGUGUGGGUCUAAGGACCCAGAUGGCCACAUCUCCCCCUUCCCAGGUGGGGAGGGCUUUUGCUACUAGUAGAGGAGCUGCCUGGUAGCCUGUUUCACCACCCCAGUCUCUCUGUCUUUCUGUCUCU
Cebus imitator (Panamanian white-faced capuchin) is the source of this 1854-nucleotide messenger RNA. RefSeq lists its product as uncharacterized. The transcript has a single exon. NCBI's taxonomy places the organism in Eukaryota, Metazoa, Chordata, Mammalia, Primates, Cebidae. The record is from RefSeq and is a predicted model, not a curated record. Bases 313 to 966 code for a protein of 217 amino acids.